Messenger RNA from Penicillium daleae, 1689 nucleotides. RefSeq lists its product as uncharacterized. The transcript has a single exon. The record is from RefSeq and is a predicted model, not a curated record. NCBI's taxonomy places the organism in Eukaryota, Fungi, Ascomycota, Eurotiomycetes, Eurotiales, Aspergillaceae. Bases 1 to 1689 code for a protein of 562 amino acids.
AUGGAUCGCGGAGAAAAGCACUGUCCAAGCGAGUUGGACGCGUUACACGCAGAUUGGAAUAGAUCAGAAACUACGAUCUGCUUGCCAUCACCAUCCCCGCUAAAGCGAGCAUCGACAUAUCUCCCAAAAGCAGGGCCCAAGGUGCUGGAAGAGUCCAACACCGAUCCAUUCUACCUCGAGCAGUCACUAGCUGCCACACCAUCAACUUGGGACUCGUUUACUCCGGCAAUGCGCGAUGAGAGAUUUAGUACCGACAAUAGGGAAUACUAUACAUUGUCUUUGACACACGAGAGGAGUUCAUCAGAUCUUCGCAAGUCGUCUCGCCAAAUUGGUCCAGAUCGGUCUACCAUCGCACAAUUGGAACUGGAGAACAAUUUGAGAUUCCAUCGUUAUACAUCAUCGACCGAGGAAGAGUCUAGGCCUCUUCACAGCAGCCACGAGUCUUUUAGCUCGGUACACACCGAUAGCAGUACCCCCAAUCUCACCCCCAGCAGCUCCUUCUCAUCGACGUAUUCGGCUGCUGCAUGCCCAGACGCCGUCAUCAAGGCGACUGAGAAACUGUACCACCACGCAAAGCGCGCUCAAUCUGAACCUCGGCGCGCUUUUUACCUUCCUGCCUCUACUCCUCCAAAGCAACUACCUCCACCUCCUCCCGUGCCUGCGCUCCCCAAGGCACACACUCGACCCACUACUCCUGUUGCAGAUAGCUACAACACCACUACAACCGGCACAAUGAAGUACGAGACAUCCAGUAUGUCUUCGUCAUCGCGCCGAAGGAAACCUCACCCUACCUUGCCCAACCUCUCGCGUCGGCCCAGCUCCCAUAUCUCCCGCAGGAAACAAUCCAGCCCCGGGACAAGGCCUCCAUUGGAUCCAUCCAUGAUCUCGCCCCCGAGCUUGAUCAACCCGGUGACCAUGGAACCACAUGCCACACAUUUUGAACAGGCUCUGUUCAUCCCUGCCAAUGACUGCCCUAGUCCUAUCCCUAGUCCAUCAGCUAGCUCCCCACCCAUCUCUCGCCAAUGGACAGCAACAUCCAUGGAGCGGCCAUCAACGUCCACUAUGGAUGCCUACUGCGAGCAUUCCGUCUGGGAAUCCGACUCUGACAAUGAGUCCAUUGGCCACAAGUCCUUAUCUCGCAAGCCCAUCGAUACCUUGCGCAAGGUUCGCAGCCGUGCCAAACUUCGUGCUGCCAAGUCCCAACCUCGGCUUCACCAGGCGAUGCUUGACGAUGAAGCCCCGGAGAAAUUCCCGUGCAUGCCAGACGAUGUAGUUGGCCAACCCGUCCCUGAAUCAUACCGUGGUGUCAGCCUUGACCGACCCAGCAACAGCCGAGACGGUAUGCGGUUGAACCAUCCUCUCCAAACCCUCCGCCUCGUCGCGCCUUCUACUACCUCCCUUCUCAAACCCCGGUCUCGUAACAACAGCAACGGCAACCGGCGUGAUUCCCACAUUGACCGCUCAACUGCAGCCGCCGUCCGAGCUCGCUCACGGCGUCGUCAAUACUCCGACUCACCAGAGUACAUCAAAGAGGAAACGGAGAAGCUCACCUCCAUGUGCUACGAGCAACAUUCCCCCGCAUCGUUCGAGGACGCAAUCGACCAACGGCCCUUCUUCAAGCGGGUUCUCGAUUCUCUUCGGUCAUUGAGCUGCCACAAGACAGCUUCAAAGACGACGACUACAAUCUGA